Messenger RNA from Drosophila takahashii, 2484 nucleotides. RefSeq names its product venom serine protease. Gene Ontology annotation, molecular function: serine-type endopeptidase activity. The record is from RefSeq and is a predicted model, not a curated record. Gene Ontology annotation, biological process: proteolysis. Lineage: Eukaryota; Metazoa; Arthropoda; Insecta; Diptera; Drosophilidae.
UUAUCGAGUUAGCCCAGUUGACUGCUGGCUUCGUAGUCGAAAGGUAUGGCCAAAAUGUUUAGCCGCUGUCUAAUCUCGCUGGUGCUACUGGCACCUGCUGUGAUGGCCUACUUCGAGGGCUGUGAUAACACCUACAACCUGAGUCCGGGAACCACCUACGUUGAGUCGCCCUACUAUCCCCAGAAUUAUCCUGGCGGAACUUCCUGUCGCUACAAGUUCACCGCCCCCUUGGACUACAACAUUCAAGUGCAAUGUUCUAUUGGACUGCCAUCGAAUAAUGGUCAGUGUACCACGGAUAACUUUUGGCUGGACCCAGAGGGCGAUCUCCUGAUGCGUGGUGCUGAAAACUUCUGUGGCUCUGGAUCUUUUACGCGGGAGUCGCUCUUCACGGAAGUGGUUUUCGCCUACAUUUCCACAGGGACCAAAGGGGGAAACUUUAAGUGCACCCUGACCACCACCAAACAGAACUGCAACUGCGGCUGGUCGGCCACUUCGCGAAUUGCCAAUGGCCAGGCGGCGGCGGCCAACGAAUUUCCCAGUUUUGCGGCCCUCAAGGACGUGACCAAGAAUCAAGCAUCCUUUUGCGGAGGAACCAUAGUGGCCCAUCGUUAUAUACUAACUGCUGCCCACUGUAUUUACAUGGUCAAUAGGGCUAUAGAUAUUGUAGCUAUUGUAGGAACUAAUAGCUUGGAUAAACCUUCCAGAUACUAUCAACAAUACAGUAUACAACAAAUGAUACCCCACAGCCGAUAUGUAAGUGAUCCCAGUGUGAAUAAUGAUAUUGCUGUUUUGAUAACCGCCAGCAAUAUUCAAUGGUCCCGUGGAGUAGGUCCCAUCUGUCUGCCUCCUGACGGCACAAAUUCACUAUUUACCUAUGAUACCGUCGAUGUGAUCGGCUAUGGAUCUAUCUACUUUGCCGGACCCAGAUCUUCAAGUCUGCAGAAGAUCAAUCUCAACGUGGUCAGCAAUCAGGAUUGCCAGACGGAAUACAAUAGUGUUGCCACGAUAUACACUGGACAAAUGUGCACAUAUGAUUAUUCGGGCACAGGCCGCGACUCCUGUCAGUUCGAUUCAGGUGGUCCAGUUAUCCUUCGGAAAUCCAGACAAUUUUUGGUCGGAAUAAUCAGUUACGGAAAGAGUUGUGCGGAAUCGCAGUAUCCGAUGGGUGUAAAUACCAGGAUAACGUCGUACAUAGCUGCACCGAGUCUUCUUGGGGUUCACAGCAGGAGUAGCUACGUGUUUAUCAUGUGCGAGCUAAAGUUUUCGGUUGUACUAGUGCUUAUAUUAAUCAGUGUGGCUUGUGCCCAACAACAGUGCACCAGGUUCUAUGACUUGCAGCCAAAUCGAAUGAUAAAUAUUACCAGUUUCAAUUAUCCCGGAGCUAUACCAAGUGGUACUAACUGUCGAUUUCGCAUGAAAGCCCCCCGCAAUCAUGUGAUCUAUUUAAAUUGUCGCUUUGAGUUGUUUCCGGACACCUGUGGCUCGGAGUUCCUGUUCAUCUCGCGUGAUGGUGACCUUCAGUUUCGGGAUGCCGAACGCUACUGCCGCAUGGGCCAGGUCAAUCGGAUAUCCAACUUCCAGAUAAUGGCUUUCGCCUACUAUUCAAGCAGUCCGCAGACCCAGCAGCGUUCCCGACUUAGCUGCCAAGCGGUGGCUCGUCCGGCACCCUGCGACUGCGGCUGGUCCUAUCCGAAUCGCAUUGCUAAUGGAGUGGAGGCGGGAAAACACGAGUUUCCUUCGAUGGUGGGCAUCCGGGACUUGGCCUCCAACCUGCCCAUCUUCUGCGGCGGGAGUAUUGUCAGCGAUCGGUUCAUUAUGACCGCUGCACACUGUACCGCCCGCCAACCGGUGGCCAGCCGCCUAUUAGCACUGGUUGGGGAGCAUGACUUAAGCACAGAUAGCGAAUCGAUUUACGCGGCUCAACAUCGCAUUCAAAAUAUCUUCAAUCACCCUGGAUACAUGGAAACAGCAUCUGGCAAUAUCAAUGACAUAGCACUGCUCCAGACGGUGACGCCUAUGGAAUGGUCCAGAGGAGUGGCGCCCAUUUGUCUUCCCAUUCGACAAGCGGAGAGCAACUUUAACUACCAAAAUGUAGACAUCACGGGUUGGGGAACCCUGGGCUUUGCUGCCUCCAAGUCGAACACCCUGCAGAAGGCCACCCUGCUGACCAUGGACAAUGCCGUGUGCCGAAGUCGGUUUAACUCCAGCAUCGCUUCCAGCCAGCUGUGCACCUACGACUCUGUCGGCAGGGGCCAGGAUUCGUGUCAGUACGACUCUGGUGGCCCGGUGAUCCUGCGUCAGCGUGAGCGGAUGUUCCAGCUGGGCGUGAUCAGCUUUGGACGGGCCUGCGGUCAGCCCUUUGGCAUUGGGGUCAACACUCGGGUCACAUCGCACCUCAACUGGAUGUGGCGCUACGUGGGCGGGGCUGUGUGUGUGCGUUAAGGAUAUCAUCCAUCAGGUGAUGAACAAAUUCACACACUGAGA